Molecule: messenger RNA, 1910 nt
Organism: Poecilia latipinna (sailfin molly)
Lineage: Eukaryota; Metazoa; Chordata; Actinopteri; Cyprinodontiformes; Poeciliidae
Gene: ccnb3
Product: cyclin B3
Exons: 12
Coding region: 201-1499 (432 amino acids)
Biological process (GO): mitotic cell cycle phase transition
Molecular function (GO): cyclin-dependent protein serine/threonine kinase regulator activity
Source: RefSeq, a predicted model, not a curated record
UAGCCAAUGAAAGCAAGACGCAGGAGAUUCAGAUCCUCAGCUGAAAACGCUGCCGACUGUGAAGCAACCCUGCUAAAUUGGAAUAAAUAUUCCAGAAAAGGCUACUCUCUACUGUCUAAACUGGAUUUAACAGAGCGAAGCACACUAAGCAGCGGCGACUGGACAGUUGUUUUCGCGGGAUAAAGGUGAACGAAGCUGCCAUGCCUUUCACAAGAGGGAAGAAAAACAAAGAGGCUGCAGGGACCAAGGCAUCCAAGGUGAAUGCAGCAGCCUCGGAGAACCAGGAAGAGGCCACUCAGGUGAAGCGGUCCUCGUCUCCUCCUCAUGGAGCUCCCAAGAAGAGGACUGCCUUCAUCGACAUCACCAAUGCUCACAAGGUGACGAUCAGCCUUCCAGGUAGGAAGAGGGAGUCGGCAAAGAAAGUUGAAAAGAAGACCAACUCUGCCUCGGUGCUGUCAAAGAAUCAAACAAACCUACAAAAGUCGUCAUCCGCGAGCUCCGAGGGAUCGCCGGCCGAGAAAGAGAGGUCCGACGUAGAGGAGGAGGAGGAGAAGAAGAACGAGGAGCCGCAGAAGGAUGACUCGUCUCCGGCAGAAGAACCUGUAGAUGUUUCAUCCCCUGCUCCCCGGGCAGUGCCAGCACACAUCCAGAGGCAGCCUAUCCCAGAAGAGUUCAACAUCGACUCUGAUAACUCUGAAGACUGUUACAUGUGUCCCGAGUAUGCAAAGGAUAUCUUUGACUACCUUAAAAAGAGAGAGGAAAAGUUCGUCCUUUCCAACUACAUGGACAAGCAGCCCUACCUCAGCCCAGACAUGAGGGCGAUCCUGAUCGAUUGGCUGGUUGAAGUCCAGGAGAAUUUUGAGCUGUUCCACGAGACCCUCUACUUGGCCGUGAAGUUGACAGACCACUACUUGUCAAAAGUCCCCAUCCACAGGGACUUGUUGCAGCUCGUCGGUUCUACCGCCCUGCUGAUCGCCUGCAAAUUUGAGGAGCGCUGCCCGCCCCCCGUCGAGGAUUUCCUCUACAUCUGCGACGACGCUUACAAACGGCCCGAGCUCAUCAGCAUAGAAGCCAACAUCCUGAAAACGCUGUCGUUCGACAUCAACAUUCCCAUCCCGUAUCGGUUCUUGAGACGCUAUGCCAGGUGUUUGAAUGUCGGCAUGGACACGCUGACUCUGGCUCGCUUCUUCUGUGAGAUGAGUCUGAUGGAGAUCGACUUUGUGGAGGAGCGGGGCUCACGGCUGGCAUCAGCCUGCCUGCUGAUGGCGCUGGUCACCAAAAACCUGGGAGGAUGGUGCCCCAUCCUGCAGUUCCACUCCGGCUAUCAGGUGUCUGACUUGAAGCCUGUGGUCAGAAAACUCCACUCUAUCCUUCAAGCUCCAUCCGACGAUAACCUGAAAACCAUCCGGAACAAAUACUCUCAUAAGGUAUUUUUUGAAGUAGCUUCUCUUCCUUUGGUUGAUAUUAAUGUCUUGGAGAAAGCCAUGGCCUCUUCGUGAAGAUGGAGAAAUACUCUAAAAGACUUGAGUUGAGUGAAAGCUCCCAUUAGGACAAACGUUGUACAUAAUUUAAUGUUUAAUAUUUAUAUGUUGUCCAGUUUGUCUUCCGUGUGAAGUUGGAAAUAAAACCAGUUCUCAAGGAGUGUUCUUAAUGUGGGCAUUGUUAUUAACAUGUUAAACUUAUUUUAUCAGUGGAUUUGUUUUUUUUUUUAUAUAUAUAGGUUUUUAUAAGAUCAGUGAAAUUGUAAUUCAUUAGUAAUCUGUAAACUCCUCUGUGUGUAUACUUGCUAGUGAAUUAUGGACUGGCCCACAAUUUUUAAAAAAGAUUUCAGAUAUUGUUCACGUUAGCAGCUAUGCAUGCAUUUCUGGUUGUACAGUGUUUAUCAUGUUAAGCUAAUAAUUUGUAUAAAA